This is a messenger RNA of Aspergillus tanneri, 519 nucleotides long. It is a transcript of the gene GIM5, whose product is annotated as prefoldin subunit 5. Gene Ontology annotation, biological process: protein folding; regulation of DNA-templated transcription. The transcript has 4 exons. Lineage: Eukaryota; Fungi; Ascomycota; Eurotiomycetes; Eurotiales; Aspergillaceae. Gene Ontology annotation, cellular component: cytoplasm; prefoldin complex. Bases 1 to 519 code for a protein of 172 amino acids. The record is from RefSeq and is a predicted model, not a curated record.
AUGCCCCCUCCAAAUACCCCCACAUCCGACCCCCCUCCAGGUUCAGUGAAUAUCAAUUCGCUUUCUGCACCGCAGCUCCGUGCCCUGCAAACCCGUCUCUCGUCGGAAUUGGAGCAUUUGACGUCUUCGCAUGCCAAGUUGCGCGCAGCACAAUCGAAAUUCCGGGACUGCGUGCGUUCAAUCAACGAGGGUGUUUUGGGCUCGGAGAAGAAGGGUACUGAUGGAAAGGAUGGGAUCUUGGUUCCCCUGACGAGUUCUUUGUAUGUGAAGGGAAAACUUACGGAUCGCGAAAAGGUACUGGUGGAUGUUGGGACAGGGUUCUAUGUUGAGAAGACAGCACAAAAGGCAAUUGAAUUUUACGAUGAGAAGAUCAAAACUCUGGAAGCAAAUCUCCUGGAGCUGGAAAAAAUUGUCCAGACAAAGAGUUCCCAACAAAGACUUUUCGAAGACGCUCUGCGGCAAAAACUGCUUAGUGAACGUUCCUCAUCGUCCGGUACGGCUGCGGCGGCGGGUGGCUAG